Messenger RNA from Lindgomyces ingoldianus, 1411 nucleotides. Its product is annotated as MFS transporter, MCP family, solute carrier family 16, member 10. The transcript is spliced from 2 exons. The coding region runs from base 53 to 1384 and encodes 443 amino acids. NCBI's taxonomy places the organism in Eukaryota, Fungi, Ascomycota, Dothideomycetes, Pleosporales, Lindgomycetaceae. Gene Ontology annotation, molecular function: transmembrane transporter activity. Gene Ontology annotation, biological process: transmembrane transport. Gene Ontology annotation, cellular component: fungal-type vacuole membrane. The record is from RefSeq and is a predicted model, not a curated record.
CUCCCAUCUAUAUCAAGUCGGUUCAGUCACCAUUACACCGCCAUCCCGCACCAUGUCAACCCAGACAGAAGAACGCCUCGAACUCUCCACCCUCACCAGCAGCUCCCCUCCCACCAACACACUAUCCAAUGAACCCCCAGAGUCCGCAUACUCUACAACUGCGAUCCCAGAUGGUGGCUAUGGUUGGACCAUCGUUUUCUCCUGCGCCCUCCUCACCUUCUGGUUUAACGGAAUGAUAAACUGCUGGGGUGUUCUCCAAACAGCUCUCCUCGAUAGUACGCUCCGCCAAGUCUCUACCUCCACAGUUUCAUUCGUUGGAUCACUUGGUCUCGCAUGUGGAGUUGCAUUUGGCCUCUUCGCAGUUCGUCUAAUGCGGUGGCUGGGUUCCCGGACGACGGCUUUGCUUGGCAUUAGUAUCAUGAGCGCUGGCUUGAUCGGAAGCGGAUUCACGACGAGUAAUGUAGCGGGGUUAUUCGGCACGAGUGGGUUUCUCGCGGGUAUAGGCAUGUGUCUCGUCUACGCUGUUUCCAACGCCGUGCCGGUGCAAUAUUUUAGCGGGAAACUCGGUCUCGCGAACGGGCUUGUCAAACUUGGCGGCGGUAUCGGCGGAACCGUCAUGGCUGUCUCACUCGAUGCGCUGGCUAGACGCGUAGGAAUCGAAUGGACGUUUCGGAUCCAAGGGCUUCUUACCUUUAGUACCGGUAUCCCUGCAGCGUGGUUAUUGAAAGAUCGUGUGCCGCUUCGGAACGCACCAUUUGUUGAUCUGGAGAUGUUUCGCUCAGUGCCAUUUAUUGCUGUUUUUCUGGCUGGGGCGGUAGGCACCUUUGCGCUGUUUGUUCCCCCGUAUUUUCUCCCGUUGUUCGCGCAGUCUAUUGGAUUGAGUUCGAGUACGGGUGCAGGAUUAGUCGCAGGGUUCAAUGCGUGUAAUGCGGUGGGGAGAUUUCUGGCUGGCCCGCUGUGUGAUAAAAUUGGGCCUGUGAAUAUGUUUCUUAUCACUAUGUUGCUGAACGCGGUAAGUAUGUUAGCAAUUUGGCCGGUCUCGGACGCCUUAGGGCCUUUGGCUGUUUUCGCCAUGUUAAAUGGUGUGGCAAAUGGGUCGUUCUUCACGACUUUACCUACGGUCGUAGCAAGCAUGUUCGGGCCGGGUCGCGCGGCUGUGGCGAUGGGGAUGGCGGUGACGGGUUGGACAGGAGGCUACCUUAUGGGAGCACCUAUUGCUGGUUAUUUGCUGCAAGCGGGUGGGGGAAGGGAAGAUGGAGGGAGGCAGAAAAUUAAUGUUUAUCGGCCGGCUAUCUUCUAUGCUGGCGGGAUUGCUCUUGCAUCAAGCAUGUUCGUACUUUUUGCGAGGGUGAAGAUGGACAGGAGAGUUGUGAAACGGAUUUGACAGACUCAAUAACUAGAAAGAAACGAG